UCUUGACUUGAAUUCUUUGAUACACAUAUUGGGCGCGCGUGGAUAUUUUCAGACUUGUGGUACGUUAAAAACUUGGAAACGGGUUAAAGACCAAUCCGGAAAUCCCAAGGGUUUUGGAUUUGCAGAAUAUGCGGAUGCUGAUAGUGUGCUACGUGCUUUACGUGUGCUUGGUGGCGAAGGUACUGGUGAUGAAAAGAAAGACAAGGGUGUUGUUCUUCCAGCUUUAGAAGAAGGUGCCACUGGCAAAAAAUUAAUAGUUAAAGCUGAUGAGAAUACAAGAAAGUAUCUUGAUCAAUACGAAGCCUCAAGGCCGAGAACAGUGCAUGAUACAGAAUUAGACAAAAAUGCUUUGUUAUCCGUCAUAAAUGUUGUCGAAGACAUGACUAAACCACAGGAUAGAAAAGAUUCGUCAUCUCUCUUACUACAUUUGCACCAUGAAAAUAGGGUAUCACUUCGAUCACCAGCUUCAGAAUUAAAAAUGGAACAUGGAGAAAAAGAUGAUGACACAGAUUUACCGGCGGAUCUUCCUCCGGAUCAAAAAGAUCUUAUUUACCGAGAAAUUGCUUUCUUUCGAGAACGUGCUGCGGCAAGAGAACGAGAGCGUCAAAGAGAAGAAGAAGAAAGAGCGAGUCGUAGAGCCAAGGCUGAGAAAGAAAGAGAGCGUUCUCAUGGAAAAGAAAAUAGAGAGAGGGAUCGUGAUAGAGAUCGGCAAUAUGGACACUUCCAUCAAUCUGUAAAUUUCAUUCCUGCGAGGGAAUCAAGACGUGAAUCUUAUGUCUUUGAUGAUGAAGAGGAGGAACAGCGCAGGCAAGCUAAAAGAAAAACCGAAAUGGAAAUGGCUUUUAAAGAGAGGGAAAGGAGGUGGCAACAUAGAGAGGAGACAAUGGCAACAAAUCGUGAAC
Funneliformis caledonium is the source of this 902-nucleotide messenger RNA. The record is from the annotation of a GenBank genome assembly. NCBI's taxonomy places the organism in Eukaryota, Fungi, Glomeromycota, Glomeromycetes, Glomerales, Glomeraceae.